AUGCCUACGUAUCAACGUUUUUCAUUUCUGAUCAUUUUCCUGACAUCUUACAUUGUUCUUUAUAAUUUGUUCUCUGCGAAAAUACAACCAAAUCAACAACCAGCCCAAAAGGUUUUGCUUAGCGAAAAAAAUGAGCCAAUCAAGAGCUACAAUGGAUACAAGUUUUCUUGUUCAAACUGUAAAUAUGGGAAUACUCCAUUGGAUGAUGCGAGAUCUCCUUUUCCACUAAAUGGAAAUGAAAUCUUUAUCUACAAGGCGUAUUAUGAUUGGAGGUUAAAUGUCCUGAAUACGGUUGUUUACACGCGGCAACCGACAUCACAUCGACUCCUUUCACCGAAGAGCCGCCGAAUGAGGCGAGUCGUUAAAAUCACCGUAAAUAGAGGAGAGAAAUCGGUGAGGUUAAAAGUGAAUUUUGUCCCAAAAACGUAUGAAAAGGGGAUCACUUCGUGUUUGGAACCGCUUCAUUGGUUCACCGAAUGGCCACGAUUAAUCGUUUUCAUGGAACUUUACCAGUUUCUCGGCUAUACGAAAUUCCUUUUCACUUGGACCACGAUGACAAAAACUGUGAAGAAAGUGUUGGACUACUAUGUGGAGAAGGGUAUUGCUGAACUUCGACCCUAUCCAUUGGUGCCAUAUACGGAUACAGCGAGCGUCGAUGAAAUUGUUUAUCUACACGCAAGGGCUAGCUUUGCAGGAGCGAAAUUGAGUAAAAAGUCGCUGAACGGCACUCAAAAUCUGAUGCCAGAUGUGGAUUUAUUGGGAAAGGAUGUCGAGGAAAAGCUGCAAAAAAUUCGCGAUGUAACAAAAGAAAUUUUCGGCGAAAACCCGCCGCCUUUCUCUCGUGAAACUUCAGAAGCUAUGGCAAAAUGCACGGGAAAUUGGCUUCAAAAAUGGCGUUGUCGAAAGCCGUUGACCGGGUGCUUUGAUGUGGUGAAAUAUAUGGAGGAAUGGGUGUUCGCUAAACCGUCGGAAGAGAAUGGAUGGACAAUUCUU
This is a messenger RNA of Mesorhabditis belari, 993 nucleotides long. Lineage: Eukaryota; Metazoa; Nematoda; Chromadorea; Rhabditida; Rhabditidae. The record is from the annotation of a GenBank genome assembly.